Molecule: messenger RNA, 1462 nt
Organism: Andrographis paniculata
Lineage: Eukaryota; Viridiplantae; Streptophyta; Magnoliopsida; Lamiales; Acanthaceae
Product: probable WRKY transcription factor 57
Exons: 3
Coding region: 111-1091 (326 amino acids)
Biological process (GO): regulation of DNA-templated transcription
Molecular function (GO): sequence-specific DNA binding; DNA-binding transcription factor activity
Source: RefSeq, a predicted model, not a curated record
CACGCGUAGUUCUCUUUAAUUCCCUGUUUCGACCAAAACCCUAAUUUUUCUCUCUCCGCGUUCCGCCCCCUUUCUUCGAUCGAUCUCUGCGUCCGGCGAUCAAUCCGGCCAUGGACGACGCUGCCGGAAAGGAAGAGGAUCGGAAUUUGGAUUUGGAUUUGGAUUCCAGUUCAGGAUGGGAGCUCGAUCGAGACGACGACGUGAAUCGUGGAUACAUCUUCGAUUACAAGGAGAGUAGCGCGCUUGGGGAUUUUGGCUGGAAUAUUCUAGAGGAAUCGAGCGGCGUCUGCGGCUGCGACGGCGGUUUCCUCGAUUUUAACGGUAUAGGUUCCGAUUUGGCCGGAAGCAUUCCUGAUGACCUCGAUUUAUCAGCUGGUCGGAGCGGCGGCGCAAGCCGGAGUAGCAUCGAGCCGAUUAUUGCGGCGUCGCCGUCGAUUCCGUCGAUGUCUUCCAGCUCGUCGGAGGAUCCGGCGGAUAGGCCGAUGAAUUCUGGCGGCGCAUCCUCCGCCAAUCGGCCGGCGGAAACAGCGAGUGAGACUAAAACAAAGAAGGGGCGAAAACGUGUUCGACAGGCCCGUGUUGCAUUUCUGACUAAGAGUGAAGUCGAUCAUCUUGAGGAUGGUUAUCGUUGGCGAAAAUAUGGCCAGAAAGCUGUAAAAAAUAGCCCGUUUCCGAGGAGUUAUUACCGUUGCACCAAUGGCAACUGCCAGGUGAAAAAGAGGGUAGAGAGAUCAUCAGAAGAUCCCUCACUUGUGAUCACUACAUACGAAGGUCAGCACUGCCAUUUCUCUGUUGGAUUCCCCAGGUCUGCGGGUCUCUUCAUCCCCCAGGACUACCCCACCUCCACCACUCACGCCGCCCUCCGCCGCCCCACACAGCUGCUCCCAUUUCCUGCAGAGAAUAAGCCACUCCCCAUUCCUCCAUUUCGACCCCAGAUAAUUAAUAUUAAUGAUCAAACCCCAAGAACUUCUUCUUCUGCAGUGUCAUCUUUAUCAGCUCAAUCUCAAUCUCAAUCUGAUCAGCUGCCUAAUGAAGAAAAGGGACUUCUUGGAGACAUUGUCACUCCCAGAAUGAGGAAUUUUAAUGGAUGAUGAUGAUUAUUAUUCAUCACCUCAUCAGGUUCAGGUAUAUAUAUAUAUAUGUUUCUGAGUUACUGUUGUAUGUGUUUUAGUAAUGAUAGUACAUCUGCUUUGCAUAUAUAUAUAUAUAUAUACAUAUAGGGGUGGAUAGGCUACUACAUUAGGGUAUGUCCGUACUUGAGAUAUCUUAUCUUAUACAUAUAUUAUAUGUACUAUUUGUACAUCAUAUUAAUUACCCUUCUGGGAAUCAACAAAGGGAUUGAUCAUUUACUAGUUUGUUUAGUUUUUAAUCCCUUUCUUUUAAUUUAAAGACUAAUCUUCUUCUGCCCCUGUUCUUAAUUGGCUCCUUAAUAUUUGUAAAUAGUAGUAUGAAUUUUCAAUUU